Trypanosoma rangeli is the source of this 1650-nucleotide messenger RNA. Its product is annotated as putative MFS transporter. Gene Ontology annotation, cellular component: membrane. The transcript has a single exon. Gene Ontology annotation, molecular function: transmembrane transporter activity. The coding region runs from base 1 to 1650 and encodes 549 amino acids. The record is from RefSeq and is a predicted model, not a curated record. Lineage: Eukaryota; Euglenozoa; Kinetoplastea; Trypanosomatida; Trypanosomatidae. Gene Ontology annotation, biological process: transmembrane transport.
AUGACCCUCGCACGGGGCGCCCACUGCUGGGUGGCGUUGGCGUUGUUCUGCCUGUUCAGCAGCUCAAACGCCAUUCAGUGGAUCACAUUUGCCCCCAUCGCCACCCCAACGAGGGAGUUCUUUCACCUAAGCACCGAGCAGCUGAAUUACUUGUCCUCCGUGUACAUGAUUGUGUUUGCCGGCGGCGUUAUCCUUGCCUGCUCGACGUUUGAGCGCUGGGGCGUGCGGCGUGGGCUUCUGAUCGGCUCUGGACUCAACGCUCUUGGGUCGGUGCUGAAGUUUGCUCCGGGGCUCUUCUGCCCGUCAUUCACGGCGCUGAUUGUGCCGCAGACGAUUAAUGCCUUUGCCCAGCUGUUCGUCUUGUCGGUCCCGCCGCUAAUUGCCGCACAUUACUUCCCGCCGAAUCGCCGUGCAUUUGCAACGGCGGUGGCGAGUACGUCCAACAGCCUCGGCAAUGCUGUCGCUCUCAUGGCACCGCCUUUGGUGGUGAAAAGUGGUAGCCGCCGCCCCUUUAUGGUCCUGUUUGGGGCUGAGAUGGUUUGCUGCUGUCUUGUGUUUCUCGCUGUCUGCUUUUUUCUGCGAUCGCCACGGCACCCGCACCGGGGGGACAGAUCGAACGGCAACGCGUAUCGUGCCUCCAGUGCGAGGAACAAUGCACCGCAUGUGUGCGCCGCUCCUGCGGCGCCCGCGGAGCAGGCGAAUCAGCCGACCCGGCCCGCUAACGUGGGGGCCAGUCGUCCGGGAUGGGUUGAGAGUGAGCACAUCCGCGGCAUCAUACAUGUCGCGCAUGCGUGGUAUCUUCUGCUGCUGUCCCGUGACUUCCUUUUUCUAUCGUUUGCCUUCAGCGUCAGCAUGGGAAGCGUGUGGGCCUUUGCGUCGGUGCUAACACAGCUUUUGGAGCCGUUUGGUGUCUCGCAGGAGCUGGCGGGAGCGAUGGGGGCAAUCAACAUUGUUGUCGGAACCGUUACGGCCUAUGCGGCUGGCGCGUGGGUCGGCCACAGCCGCAGCUAUAAAUUAUUGCUGCUUUUAUGCUUCCUGCUCUCCGUUGUGUGUUGUUCCGGUCUUAUUCUUACGAUGAUGUGGGCUCCGCCGAAUACGCCGCUGAUAAACGCCUUGUUUGUCUUCUUGUACGUCGCUGCGGGCGUGGGACAAAACACCGCCAUACCCAUCUGCUUUGAGUUUUCCAUGGAGAUUGCGCACCCCAUGCCGGACUCGGUCCCGGGCGCAAUUCUUAUGGCGGGCGCAAAUAUCGUCUCGCUCGUUUUGCUCUCCGUCGCCUCUGCCCUGCUUGGCGACGGCCUCGCCACACCACAAGGCGCGGUGAAUGUCACGGCGAUGAUCAACGUCGUUUCGGUGGUCGGUGGCAUCUUUGCGCUGGUCCCUGCUGAAAAACUACGCCGCCAUGAGGCCGAGCUGGAGGCGCAGCGGCCCACCGACGCCUGUGAGGCCGGUUGUGCGGCAGGGAACUGCGCGGAGGGGGAGGCGAUGCGGAAGCUACGCAUGCGCGGCGGGAGUCGAGACGGCAGCCCCAUGACGCAUCCAGCCGUGGGCAGGGAAGCUGAGCCACGAGUCAACCCCCGUCAGACGAUGGGAGGCGAAGUGGAUGGCAUUUUCCGUUCCGCCGGCGACGAGCGUCACACGCGGCCGUAA